AUGAAUCUUCUUUCAUUGCCAUGGACACUUUCAGCGUUCUUACUUGUUGCAGCUGCAAAGCAAGCUCCGGCAGCGCUGGAAGCAUCAUACAAAGAACGGAUCGAACAGUUGCUGAACACUUCUGCAACCCUGGCAGCACGCCAUUUGUCAAAGCGAUUUUCGCUUACCACCAAUCUCUUCAGUGGGUAUGAGUUGGAGUAUGGAAAAGGAAGCAAAGCCAAAGCAGCCAAGUGGACCCAUGAUUGUUUGGGCAUAGCGACCUCAAGAGAUUCUGUAGAGAACUGCGUUCUUCGUCAAUUGCAGGCCUUGACCGCACUGUGUGAUGUGCCCAUGACCGCUGAUAGCAAGGAGAUUGCAGAGAAGCACUUAGGGCAUUUACUGCGAAGCCCAGAGAUUCCAGAGUUGGCCAUGAAGCUUCAAAAGAUGUCGGGAGCUUCAAUAUUUCUUGUUCGGAAAGAACCUGACGGGGAUCCUGGGGAUAUGGAUGCUAGUCCAGCCAUUCAAGCAAGUAUGCUGAUGGCAGCGGUGCGAUGUGGCCAAGCUUUAGGUCAGAAGCAGCACUUGGAUGACGCGGAGUCGUGGUUUCUGGGCUUGAGCACCAUUUACCCAGAAGACAUGUGGAAAAAAUCCUUCACUUCCUUUCAUCGCUCAGCAAUGACCUGGGAAUCCUUGGCGGUGACUGCUCUUCACAUUGGAAAGGACUCAUCCUUCCACCAGGGCCUUGAAGAGUACCUACAGCGUUUUGAGAUUUUUCUCCGGGACACUUGGGAAGAGAACAAAGAGCACUGGUCCUUCGCUUCUGCAAGGGCGCUUGCUGUCAGAUGGUUCUCGACAAAGAAGAAAAAGGAGAGGGUGAAGCUGAAACAGUGGGCUGUGGAACACGUGGACCGUUUUCUGGGUAGAUCGCAGGUUCAUCUUACGGACGGCCCGAAUGAUCGAAUAUCCAAGGGCAUUCUGGCUAGAAUUGGCGGUUCUCGAUACACCUGUGGGCCUUUACAGGGCUUGGCAUCCUUGGCAGCCAUCUUGAAAGAUGCCGAAGUGAUUCAAGUGGUACUUCAGCUGAUGGAAAAAGAUAUCACUCGCUACCAGAUCCAACCAUCCAAUCCAGGCCCCAUUCGAGGCCCCAUUCGAAAGCCGGCUGACCUGUUGGGCCUGUUGGGUGGUUUUUACAGGGAUGAUGAUCAGCUCCAGUUGGAACACCGCAAGACAUUGCGGGUUGAUGACACGGCCAUGUGUCUUAUAGCCAUUACUCACAUGCUUGAAACGUUGGCUUCCAUUAAGUCUGUGGUGGUCGAUGGUGCUCGAGAGGAUUUGUAAUUGAUCGUUGAAAA
Molecule: messenger RNA, 1331 nt
Organism: Cladocopium goreaui
Lineage: Eukaryota; Dinophyceae; Suessiales; Symbiodiniaceae
Source: the annotation of a GenBank genome assembly